CAUUACCAUCUACGGUCUCAGAGAACACAUAAAAACGUAUCCUCCGAAUGUCGUGAUCGAAGCAUUCGACGAAGAUUUUUGCGUAGGUUGAUAAAUAGAAAAGUCGCUGUUUUAUUCUAAGCUUUUGGUGAGCUCGCAAUUCUUUCCCAGGGAGGUUUGGAGUUCAGCGGGAGAAGCAUAGCUAUCCCAGUUGUUAAGCUGAACACGGAGACUUACUCACCACCUGAAUUCCCACCCCUUCUCAAAUGGUAUAAAUUCCAAAAUCAAAAAGGAGAGAGCGGAGCCGCCCUGGCAGCGUUCGAAUUGAUCGAGGUAAAAGGAAAUAGAAAUUGUACGAGGUGUCGUGAAAGUAUGGGAGAAAAACUACCGAUGUUCAAAAAUUAAUGUAUGAUAUAGACAGGCGAAGAUGAUAUUACAGAUGUCCCGAUAAACGAGUCAACCAACGGUAGAAUCUACAAUUUACCUGACGACAUUAGACCGACGAUGACGAGCCACCGAUUCGAGGUAAUAUUUUGGGGAGUUCGAGGACUUCGUAAAGUCCAUUACAUGUCGGUUACGAAACCCAUUAUAAUCCUGGAGUGCAACGGUAAUGUGGUAAAGUCAGAGGUGAUGGAAAACUGCAGGAAGUUCAGUAACUUCGAAGAGCCACACGCCAUAAUAGAUUUGGUGAGAGAAAUGCGAAAAGAAAAAUGAAAAUUCUUUGCCAAGGUUCAUUUUUUACCGUACGUUAUCCCUUUGCGCGCAAGGAUCUCCCGGAUUUAGACGUCUACUAUCCAUCCCUCACCAUAAAAGCGUACGAUUCACGGGGUUUUGGCUGCCUGACCUAUUUGGGAGUCGCUAUAGUACCAACGAUAUACGGUUUCGUCCGUCAACUCUUACCCGAAGAUGAUUACUUCGAUCAGAUCCUCGGAAAAGAUUCGUUCAACGGGAAAUACGGCGCUGACAAAGUUUCGAAAAAAACCAUAUGCAAGUUCACGGCUAAUAUUCGAUAUUAAAAAAACGGGUUUGCACGUACGUUCAACCCUCGAUAUUCUAUUACAGUACCUCUUCCGAAAAAUUACGACCUCGGUGUACCGGAAACCGAGAAAUUAAUGAGCUUUCGGCAGAUGGGUGGUAAAACUACAACUUCGAGAUUAUCAACGUUCGUAGGAAAAGUGAGAAAUGUUUUCCGAUUCAGAAAAAAGGGUGAAUCGAAGGAUGAAUUCCUUUACAGUACGGACGACGACGACUCUUACGAUUGGUGGAGCAAGUAUUACGCUUCUAUUCAGGUGCAUUUCCUACCAAUGUGUGUCAGGUUGCGCAAAGUUCACCCAGAUUCACAUGAUGUUCGGAAUUCCAGGAGGAACGAAACGCGGAAAUUGGACAAUCGACCAAGUACAUGUUCGAGAAACAACCGAUCGCCACGUUCAAAGUGGGUCCCGAAUUACGAUCUGCGUGCAGAACCGUUAGAAUUCUUAAUCAUCGAAAUAUUAUGAAACAGAUAUACACUACGGAACUCGAAAUGGUCCCGGAAUUCGAGGGGUUCGAAGACAGGUUCACAACAUUUCAAUUAUCCAAGGGAAAGGCGACCGGAAAUCCCAUAGAGGACGAAAAAAACAAUGUCGGAGUUUUCAAGGUUCUGUUACGACAUAUCCUGACCCAUGAUCGAGUAAAUGGUGCGGUUAUUGAAUAUUCCAUCUGUUUUCUUCGGGGUAGGGACACGUGGCUAUUUAUCACUGGCCCGACCCCUUGGGAAGAACUUUCAGAACCCGAAUAGGGAACAAUGUGGCCAGAGGACUUUGCGACGAUUACCCAUCCUCAGAACCGCUGAAAAUAACCGUUCGAGUUUACUUGAUCAGAGGUGAAUUGCGCUCAUAGUUGCGACCGUGGCGAAGAUUGACUGAAUUUUAUUUUUUCAUGUCCAAGCGAUAAAUCUUCAUCCCAAAGAUCCGUUGACGGGAAAAUCGGAUCCCUAUCUACGUGUGAAACUCGGUACCAAAACGAUAUUCAACGACAGAAAGCAGUACAUUCCAAACGAGUUAAAUCCCAUAUUCGGGAAGUGAGUUUUCGAAACGUUAUUUCGUAUAUCGGAACUCUUAAAAAAGCUGAGGGAAAUAACGUAUCCGUAGACUGGUUGAAUUCGACGCGAUGUUUCCGAAGGAUUACCUGUUAACAAUCCAAGUAUGGGAUUACGACGCGACUUCUGCAGACGAUCUGAUCGGAGAAACACGGAUCGAUAUCGAAAACCGAUACUACAGCAGGCACAGAGCUCACUGCGGAAUAUCUCGAGUUUACACCGUCGACGGAUACAAUUCGUGGCGAGAUCGGGAGUCUCCCGUCGACAUUUUGAACUACCUCUGUUCGAAAAAUAAUCUCCCCUAUCCCGAGUACCUGGAUACCGAGGUGAAAAUCGGUGGAAAGUCUUUUGCCUUCAACGCGGGUAUCGAUCCGAACAAAAAUCCAGGUAAGGACGUCCGUGGAUCAGCGUUAAGAUAAUUUGAACGACUGACUUUUUUCACUUAUCACGGGUCGAAUGACUCCACCAAGAUUACAAGGAGUGCAUGGCUCUGAAUAUCCUCCACAAAUGGCACGAAUUCCCGGUAUGCGGUUGUUCUUUGGUUCCCGAACACGUCGAGCAACGUCCUUUGUUCAACAGCGAACGCCCCGGUCUUGAACAGGUUCGCAUUGGUUGCUUCGCCGGCACGAAUUGAAAUGUUGAAAUUAUCCAACCGUGUUUCAGGGCAAACUAGAAAUCUGGAUAGACAUAUUCGGUACGAACGAUCUCCCUCCGAAAGCAGCGAUCGAUAUCAGACCAAAACCACCUGAGGAUUACGAACUCCGCGUCAUCAUAUGGAACACAGAAGACGUACCGCUCGUUGACAACCAAUUUCUAACCGGCGAAAAGUGCUCGGACCUUUACGUAAAAGGAUGGCUGAACUACGACGACCAUCAGAAGACUGACGUCCACUAUAACUCUCUUACGGGCGAAGGAAACUUUAACUGGAGAUUCAUCUUUCGUUUGACGUAUUUGAGAGCGGAACAGAUGAUGCUGGUAAAAAAGAAACUGUCGCUCUUCUCCAAGGAUGCCACAGCCCAGAAAUUCCCGUGCAGAUUGAACCUGCAGGUCUGGGACAACGAUCACUUUUCACCGGAUGAUUUUCUCGGAUCUUUGACGAUAGAUUUGCCGAAAAUUCCAAAAGGAAGUGCCAAUUCCAAAAAUUGCACGUUAAAAUUGAUGGAUCCAGAUGCACCGACGAUAAACCUCUUCAAGGCGAUGCGAAUAAAGGGAUGGUGGCCGUUCGUAGCAAUAGAAAAUCAGAGACACGAACAAGCGGGUAAGGUGGAAAUGGAAUUAAUUCUCGUUCCGAUCGAAGAAGCGGACGAAAAACCUGUAGGGAUCGGUAGGCAUCCCCCGGAAGCGAUGCCACCCCCAAACCGACCCGACACAUCGUUUUCCUGGUUCCGGAACCCUUGGAAAGCGUGUCGAUUCGUGGUGUGUCGUUACUACAAAUGGAAGAUCAUUUUCGCAAUGUGUAUGAUGCUGCUAAUGGCUUUAAUUGGUUGUGCAAUAUACGCAUUCCCUGGAUACCUAGUCAAACGAAUUGUUGGGGCUUGACCUGGACUUGAUAUGCCGCUGCUUCGUCGAUAAAAAUUACCUCAGCGAAAAGCAGGAACAACGCAAUAUAAACUAUGUAGCUCUUUUUAAUGACGGUUUUCACCCAUGUAUGUGGUCGUCGAGAUUAGGAUCCUACGAUGUGCCUUUUUCCUCUAUUAUUUUACGUCGCUGUAAUUUAUAGUUAGU
This is a messenger RNA of Athalia rosae (coleseed sawfly), 3781 nucleotides long. Its product is annotated as otoferlin-like. The record is from RefSeq and is a predicted model, not a curated record. The transcript has 5 exons. Lineage: Eukaryota; Metazoa; Arthropoda; Insecta; Hymenoptera; Athaliidae. The coding region runs from base 3023 to 3595 and encodes 190 amino acids. Gene Ontology annotation, biological process: plasma membrane organization.